Heterobasidion irregulare TC 32-1 is the source of this 2352-nucleotide messenger RNA. RefSeq lists its product as uncharacterized. The record is from RefSeq and is a predicted model, not a curated record. NCBI's taxonomy places the organism in Eukaryota, Fungi, Basidiomycota, Agaricomycetes, Russulales, Bondarzewiaceae. The coding region runs from base 1 to 1539 and encodes 512 amino acids. The transcript is spliced from 3 exons.
AUGGCGACCGAUGCUAGCCGCAUCCUCGUCGUUGCUUCCAGCCUCGAGCAGGCCACGAAUAUCGUUCAACGCAUCAAACAAAUCGACCACGCCGAUCUCCCUCCUCCCGAAUCCGAAUCUAUCCCAUGGACCAUCACCAACAAAUACUAUUCCGCCGACGUCCACUUUCACAUCGUUGCCCAACGCGAUUUCACCCCGCACUCUGCCCAGGAUGCCCUUGCCGUCAUCUACGUCUGGCAGCGCGGUGACCCUUAUGCCGAACACGUCCUCUCCCUCUCCAGAGCGAUUGCACCACAUGAUCCCGAAGUCACCCUCGCCAUCGCCCUCGGCACACACCCACCGCACCCCGACGACCCCACCGAAGGGCCCGACCAGUUCUUGGCCGAGCACGGAUUCGAAUACAUCGAUGGCGAGCGCAAUUUUUCCCCCUCCCCUUCUGCAGCUAUCCAUUUAGAUGAUGACCACGACCACGACUACGACCAUGAUCACGACCACGACCACGAUGCAGCCCCUGGCAUCUCGCGAGUCAUCGAUGCGCUCAGCACAAUCAUGUGGCCCUCGAUGGUACGAACGUCGUCUACCGCUACUACGAAACGCGCGAGUCAUACACCUACGCUACUCGACGUGCUCCCAUCAGAGGAAGACGGCCUCGCGGCGCUGCUUGCGUCCGAGCUGAUCGAAAACGGGGCCCAGACGCGCGAGAGCCGCAUGCGACGGGAGAUGGCCGAGCUCGAGCGAUGGCUCGUCGAGAACGAGGAUUUGCACGAACGAGAGGCGAUGCAGGAUAUGGACAUGGACAUGGACAUGGGAAUGCAGGGCGACGAUGAUCAUGGAAAGGUGGAAAUGCAGGUUCGAGAACAGGAUUUGGAUCAGAAGGCCUUCCACGACCCAUGGACGCGCACGGAUCUCGGCGCAACCCCGCACCAGAGCGUAACCCCAGGAUCGCUAUCUAACCCCGGCUUCGACGACGAUUUCAGUGCGUUCAUCUCUGCCCCCGCACGCCCCGCUGCCGUACCAGUACCCGCACUAAUUCCCUCCCGCAACGCGUCACUCGCCGUCCCUGGCCUCACUUACCACGCACUCCCCUCCACUUCCGAUCUGGGCGCCGAGGACGACGACGCGUUGUCUACCAUGGCCACCUUCGCGGACACUGACACCGAAGGGUACGAUGCCCUUUCAGACUUUACUGAAAGCCGCUCGCAGGAUUUCCCAAGCGAUGACAGUCAUAAUCCCCCGUCAUUCGACUUCCCUGCCUCGUUCGAUCCCGCCUCGAGGCCCUCGGUGCCGGAAAUACACCUCCCACGCGACGUCCCACGCCUCGGGGCCGGGUUCGACCUGGGCGAGAUCUUGAGCACUCUGCAGAGCGUGCGCGAGGACGUUGCAGGGAUCGGGGACGAGCGGCUCAGAAGGGAAUACAGCGCGCGGCUGGCGUCUGAUUUUGUGUUCAGCAGGAUGGGAGACGAUGGGUCGGAUAUUGGGGACGUCGAUGUGGAGCACAAGGGGGAGAAGCAUGAGGGCCACGUCGAGCCGGCGCACUGAUUGUGGGCUAGCGUGGGUGGUGACAUAGGUGUUGAAUUGCGUACUAUACAAGGGCUGCUUCGAGUUUCGCCUCUAGGAUUCCCUCGUCAACAAAAGGUUUGGUUCGAUGCAUACGUCAAAUGAUACCUUAUGGGACGCGACGUCGAGAGGCUCUUGCAUGGUGGAAGGACGCUGUGCGGCGAGCAAACAAGCCCUAUUCAUACAGAGAAUUUAGGUUCAUUGAUUCGACGCAGUAGUAGAACAGGCAACGAUACAAAUUGCAAGGCAUUCAAGUCAUGAUACAAAGGGGGGGAUAUAAGAGGCAUUUAAUAAGGAAGACUGCUCAACCCACUCCAUCAAAUCUACGCUCGCGCUUUUCCUUUUCCCUUGACAUCCCCUUCACUCGGAUCAUCGUAAUUUGCUUCAUCCUCAUCCUCAUCCUCAUCCUCAUCCUCCUCUUCCUGCGCAUUCCCCGUCAAGUCUCUGAUCCCCUCUUCCGCAAAAUUCAAGAUGCCUCCCAUAUCCAUCAUCUUCACCGCCUCCUCGGCCUCCGGCACGGGCAUCUUCCCAAGCACGCGAUUCACUCCCUCGAGCUCGCCGCCCUUGAGCGCUUCCUGGAGGUCGGGGGACAGCGCGCUGAACAGGUCCCAGCGCAUCUGCAGCGCGCGCCGCACGUCUUCGAUAUCCAUGCCCUCCGUCCCGGGGCCCUCGAGCGUGAUGUUCUCCGGCGGCGGCCCGUCCGGUACAUUGAACGAGAUCGACGUCUCUGGAUUCUCCGCAACGAGCUGGAUCUGCUCGGCGCCUGUCGUGUCCUCCUCCGCGCGGGUCGCCUCG